AUGGAACGGAAACAACAGCAACAACGAGUACCUCAAGUUCAACUACAAGUACAUCCUCGUCGACAUCGACUUCAACAACUUCAACUAGCACAAGUACGAGUACAUCAACAAGCAGCUCUACAAGUAGUUCAAGCACAAGUACAUCAACCAGUACCUCUACAACCAGUACAAGUACAUCAACAAGCACUUCUUCGACUAGUUCAAGCACAAGUACAUCAACAUCAACAAGCACUUCUACAACGAGCACUUCAACUAGCACUACAUCGACAACAUGUAACAUCGACAACUACAACAGCAUUUAAUUCUUGUAACAAUCUACGUUGGAAUCAAAUAGGUCAGAUCGUUGCUGGAACAACAACACACGGUUCAGGUGCUAGUCAACUAGAUACUCCAACUUGUUUGUAUAUCGACAAUAAUAAUACUCUAUAUAUUUGUGAUAAUAAUAACAACCGUGUUCAAAAAUGGGUUCAAGGUGCUACAACGGGUACAACAGUGGCUGGAGAUAAUACAGGUAAUCAAGGUUCAACAUCUGCAUUGCUCAAUAAUCCCAUAGAUCUUACUUUUGACCAAAAUGGAUUUAUGUAUGUCCUUGAUUAUAGCAAUUAUCGCGUGCAAAAGUUUGCUCCAGGCUCUACUAGUGGCACAACUGUUGCUGGAACGACUGGUAGUAAUUCAGGUGCAUUGACUAAACUAGACAAGCCAACAGCCAUUGGCGUUGACAAUAACUCCAAUAUUUAUAUUCUUGAUACGAAUAAUAAACGAUUAGUAGAAUGGAUUCCAAAUGCAACAAGCGGUACUCUCUUGAUCAGUGAUAAUGAUAUGGAUAAAGACUAUGAUAUUCUUCUCGUACCGAAUUCAUCAAAUCAAAUCUAUAUCAGUGAUCAAAAUUCCAACUUAAUUGGUUUAUGGACAUUUGGUGCGUCAAGUCAAAGUAUGAGUCUCCAAACAGUGAAUGACAGUCAACAUAAUCUUAACAAUCCAACACGCAUGAUUUUAGAUCCGUAUGGUAAUUUGUAUGUUGCUGAUAGAGAUAAUGAUCGCAUCGUUAUGUUUUGUGCCAAUUCAACAGUUGGCAUUGUUGUUGCUGAAGAUGGUAGUUCUGGACCGUCACUCAAAAAACCAAUAGAUCUUGCCUUUGAUUCGGAUCUGAAUUUGUAUGUGCUUCCUAAAGAUAGUGAUCAAGUGGUUAAACUCUCACGAAUUUAA
This is a messenger RNA of Adineta steineri, 1206 nucleotides long. NCBI's taxonomy places the organism in Eukaryota, Metazoa, Rotifera, Eurotatoria, Adinetida, Adinetidae. The record is from the annotation of a GenBank genome assembly.